Messenger RNA from Acanthochromis polyacanthus (spiny chromis), 3338 nucleotides. RefSeq lists its product as uncharacterized. The coding region runs from base 152 to 1648 and encodes 498 amino acids. Gene Ontology annotation, cellular component: nucleoplasm. Lineage: Eukaryota; Metazoa; Chordata; Actinopteri; Pomacentridae. The transcript has 6 exons. The record is from RefSeq and is a predicted model, not a curated record.
AAGAUAAUAAUAAUAAUGAUAAUUAUAAAUUGGGAGUUGUAAAAAGAAUAAAAACACUAAAAGGUAAUUCAAGUAAAAGCCAUACUAAAAAGUUAGGUUUUAAUUUGUUUUUAAAUAUCCAGUGGACCGGACCAGUAAAACCACAGCAUAAAUGUUCUGCCUUUUGAUCUUGCUGAACAGCACCUCCUACUGGUUCCUUUUUAUAUUGCUGUGCCCAGUAGUAUUUUCCCUUCAGUGCAGCCGUGUGCAUCAGAGCCAUGUGCAGUUCUCCUUUUCUGUUUCAAGUCUGACCGAUUCUGCGUCUACUUCCAUCAUGUCUGGCCCGGUCCAGACCACCUCUGACGGACUCUGUAAUCUGGUCCGAUGGGCUCACAGCCACGGCACCAUCUGCAGCCUCCUCCCCGGCCUGCUGCGCGUCACCCGUGGUUCCUAUGGCAACGUGCUGACACCUGGUUCCCAUGGCGGCGGCGGCGGCGUCACCGUCGCCGUGUGGGGCUGUAGCGCCGGCCACGCCUACCACUGGCCCCUCAGUGACCAGGAGAGGAUUGUCGGAGGGCGUUGGUCCAAUAAGGUGGCGAUGAGAACAUCACAUGACGUCUCCAGUAGCGAAGCAGCAUCAGAGGGGGAGGAGUUCAGCAUCUGGCUGUUGGACGUCGCUGCAUGUGAUUCAGACGAAGACGGCGACUAUGAGCCACACCCAUCCAGGAAAAGAGGCGGGGCACCUGGAGGAGGCGCCACGGGGAAAAAAAUCAAGCUGGAAGCAACAUCAGCAGAAGAUCAUGAGACUCUGGCUAACGUGGCUAGCAUGGGGCUAGCAGAGACAGACGCUACUAAUCUGUCAAAAGGACGUCAGACACCAAACACACUCUCAUCCUGCCUUCAGUCCCAACAUGGACAACAUCUGUACUGUAAGAGAUCAGAGCCAGAGGUGGAGCUGAUGGGUGGAGGCAGCUGCACCACAGAGAAGACAGCAGCUGAACUGGGCCACAUCGAGCUGGAGAAGCUCCGAGUUCUACUUUCUGCAGAACGCAGCAGAAACCAGCAGAUGACGGAGAUGAUCUCCAGCCUGAAGCAGGAGAAGGAGCUGCUGCAGAGCGAAGUCGCCAAGAAAGCCGAACUCAUCUGUGACUUCCUGCAGGACAAACUGCGGCCAGAGAAGCGAUGGCCUCGUUGCUCCAAUCAAAUGGAAGCAGGAAGUUCUCACAAGACCUCCUCUGAGGACGUCGGCGGCUUCGAUUUGCCGCCUCUCUUUGACUCCUCCGAUGAGAUGGAGCUCCGUCCUGUGGAACAUCACCCGAAGACCAAGAGGAGCCGGGACGGAGAAAACCCUCGAGUCAGGAUGAAGAACGUGGUGGGUGUGAUUGCUCGCUACACGGCCGCCCUGCAGGAGUUUCGCCGCAGCGUCUCCAUGAAGGUGGCCUUCGACCGGGUCGGCGUCGACCGGAACACCAUCUCCCGUACGGCGGCCAUCGCUGAGCUCAGCCUGGCGGCCCCGGAGGUCUUUCAUUCUCUGGAACCGUGGGAUGAGAAGGAGGAGACGCUGGCUCACUACGUCCACCGCUGCCGGCAGGCGAUGGACGACGACAUCAAGGCCAAGAUCAAAACGAUGAAGGCGAAAGGAGAGCUGCUGCCUAUCGUGUCAAAGUGAUGGUUGUUCUAUUGUACCGACUGAAGCAGAGUCUUUCUCCUGUGAAAGAAAACAUCCAAACACAAACCAUGAUGUCAAAGAACAGCCUGAAGCUACGUGUCCACUGGAUGCGUCUUUCCUGCAUGUAAACGAACGGAUCUGAACAAUCUCCCUUUUGGUGGGCGUGUCCCUGAGGUGUUCAGCUCCUGCUUCCUUCUUCUCCAACUAUCCUGCUCCUGAUUGGACAAACGCAUCGACUCAGGAGCCGUCUGCUCCUGGAUUUCAAGCCGGACCAACAUGGCGGCUCGGUCACAAACUUUGUCUUUUACUAGGAAAACAGUGAAAAGUAUUUCUGAAAGCAUGAGGCAAGAAAAAAUACAAUCACUGCAGCAGAGAUGUGGUUUUACAGAUGCAUGCUACGUACAUCUGAUAGGGACAGAAUAACCAAUGAAGAUGUUUUAAAAACAAAUUAUUCGCUCACGAACAACAUUAGGAAACGGCAAACACAUUAUAAAGACAUUAUUGUGGGCAGUCUAAGGCACACCUGUGCACUAAUCAUGGUGUCUAAUCAGCAUCCUGAUAUGGCACACCUGUGAGGUGGGAUGGAUUAUCUCAGCAAAGGAGAAGUGCUCACUGUCACAAGCUGGGUUUCCAUUACAGUUUUUCGCAAAAUAAAAGUGAUAUUUCUAAAAUUUCGACAAAGUAUAUUUGCGCUUUGAACGUGUUUCCAUUGAAGGUUGUUCUGGGCAGAAGCAUCGUAACUCUCGUAAAAUAUCAUCCCGCGAGAUUUCACUGCAGGAAGAUGGACGCCCAAAACCUCCUUAUACCACUCUGCAUUCCUCUGCUGUUUGCUGUCUAGUAUGGCAGUGAUGUUUUUCUCAAGAAUAAUGGCAAGAAAAGUCUCGGUCUCCUCUUCUGUCCACACGUACCGCGCCAUGUUUAGAACUGUUUAGAACUGAGAACUGGUCAUGUGACCAGGUACGUCACGUCCGGUGACGUAUAAUUGCGGAAAACGUGUUUCCAUUGCGCUUUUACGAUAUUUUUCAAUAUCGAAACGUCUGAAAAACCACCUCAUGAGAGCGUAAAAACUUUCUAGUGAUAUUUUAGUCCUUUUUUCUAAAUUCAGGUGUUUCCAUUACCAGUUUUUUAUCGCGCUAUUUACAUUUAGCGCAUAUCUAAGGGUAAUGGAAACGCAGCUACAGAUUUAUGAACAAUAUUUGAGAGAAAUGGUGAUAUUGUGUAUGUGGAAGAAGUUUUAGAUCUUUGAGUUCAUCUCAUAAAAAAUGGGAGCAAAAACAAAAGUGUUGCGUUUAUAUUUUUGUUGAGUGUCGCUCCGUUUGCCUCACAUCUGAUCAGUUUCCUCUUGUAUGAUUGUGAAACUGAGACUGUUGGAGGAACAGUCUCCUGUUUGUUCGUCCUCUGGGACUGUCACCAGAAUCAGUACCGUCAUGUUCCAAAUGUCUGUGACGAUCACGGAAAGCCUGCCAUCCCAGUAGAUGGUCUGAUCGGUACACAGUAAACAGCAUUUAUUCUGUGCUGAUUUACCGAUCACUGUUUUACAAUAAAAAAGAAAAGCACAGUGAGGGUGAAUAAGUCUUAUACUGAUUUAAAAAGGAAAAAAUGAACCACCAGUGUGUUACAUUCUUCUACUGACGUCUUUAACUAAAUGAUGGGAUGUUUUUUUCUUAUUAAAAUGACCUCUUUUACCCCA